AUGCAUCGACCGCGGUACUCCGACUGGGUCGUAUGUCUUGCGUGCAGCUCGACGUCUGCCUUGGACAUCGCCUAUCCGAUCUUCUGCAACCGAGGAGAUACUGUUCUGACUGAGUGCUAUACCGCCGUGGAAGGAGCAGGUCUGCAGGGCAUCCGAGUGCAGGGAGUGGCCAUGGAUGCAGAAGGACUGCGCCCGGAUGCCUUGGACGAGAUAUUACGAAUAUGGGACACCUCGGCUUCCUCCAAGCCCCGUGUCUUGUACACGAUCCCCACCGGGCAAAACCAGACCGGGAUUGCGGAAACGCACGACCUGAUUGUCAUCGAAGAUGACCCAUAUCACUUUCUGCGUCUGGGCAUGCAGUUUGACGACGAGCUCAAUGGGCAGGGCAAUGGAGGUGAUAGCGUGCUCACCGCCAUCGACAGGUUUCAGGCGCAAGCAGUCCCAUCCUAUCUCUCGAUCGAUCGAUCUGGUCGCGUUGUCCGCUUAGAUUCAACAUCCAAGAUCCUGGCCCCUGGUCUUCGUGCCGGGUGGGUGACUGCCUCAUCGCAGGUCAUUCGCAAAUUUGUGGCCUACCAGGAGGUCUCGACGGUGGGAAUCAAUGGGCCGACUCAGCUCAUGCUUUGGAAGUUGCUCGAUGAGACGUGGGGUCACGAAGGCUUUUUGUUGUGGUUGUCGAAUCUCUCACGGCAGUACCAGUUACGUCGUGAUAUGCUGUUGCGGGCUUGUGAAAAGUAUCUUCCUCGCGGACUUGUGUCCUGGAAUUGUCCCCAGUAUGGGAUGUUUCUCUGGCUGCAGCUCGUUUAUCGCCAGCAUCCCUUGCUUCGCCACCAGACGACAAUCGACUUCAAUGUGAAGGCUUUUCCGGCCGAAAAGGAAAUUCGGAUCGUGUCGAGGGCUCUGGAACAUGGAGUGCAGGUUACGAAAGUGUCAUUGUUCUCUCCUAGCCCGAAGCGCCAGGGUAUGUUCUACAUCCGAUCGACGUCUGCGGCUGCACUGGCGAAGGAUUUGAGCGCAGGUAUCAAGCUUUUGUCAGAUGUAUAGCGGGAGGAGUUUGCCUUGGAAGCCCACAUGGUGUAGCAAUAACGUGGAACCGGCCUGGGUCCUUCAUUCUACUUUUAAUCGAUGGUAGAAAGCUAGGUAUGUUUGGCACUUGACCGAAUUGGAACAUCGAAAUUCUAUUCUAUCGAUUGGGGACGGGCUGCUUGUUUAUAAGUUAUAUAUGGCUGGUGCACGCAUAUGAGCAUUAGAUCCUUUCGGGGUGGAUCACGAUUUGCGAAGACCAAGGCAAAGCUGGGUCGCUUACACUAUAACGUCCCUUCAUUCUGUUUCAACCACUCGCUCAACUUCUGCGCGGCGUUGAAUCGAUGAGACAGUCCAU
This is a messenger RNA of Aspergillus brunneoviolaceus CBS 621.78, 1378 nucleotides long. Its product is annotated as PLP-dependent transferase. Gene Ontology annotation, molecular function: pyridoxal phosphate binding; aromatic-amino-acid:2-oxoglutarate transaminase activity; L-2-aminoadipate:2-oxoglutarate transaminase activity. The record is from RefSeq and is a predicted model, not a curated record. Bases 1 to 1041 code for a protein of 346 amino acids. Gene Ontology annotation, biological process: L-tyrosine biosynthetic process; aromatic amino acid catabolic process. The transcript is spliced from 2 exons. NCBI's taxonomy places the organism in Eukaryota, Fungi, Ascomycota, Eurotiomycetes, Eurotiales, Aspergillaceae.